AUGUUUCGUGGAGCAUCAGGGCUGGGUCUCAGAGGCCUGAAGGGGGUCGAGGGCUCAGGGGAGGACUUGGGGGGUUCUUAUCCGGAGGCAGUGAGGGAUUUUGGGGUACUGAAGGAGAACGGCGCCCCCCGCGGGCUGGGAGAGGGAGAGGAGACGGCGGCCCGAAAGCGCGUCAGGCCCGUGCGCUCCAAGGCGCGGCGCAUGGCUGCCAACGUGCGGGAGCGCAAGCGCAUCCUGGACUACAACGAGGCCUUCAACGCGCUGCGGCGGGCGCUACGGCACGACCUGGGCGGCAAGAGGCUCUCCAAGAUCGCCACGCUGCGCAGGGCUAUCCACCGCAUCACCGCGCUCUCGCUGGUCCUGCGCGCCAGCCCCGCGCCUCGCUGGCCCUGCGGCCACCUGGAGUGUCACGGCCAGGCAGCGCGCAGCAAGGGCGCGAGAGACGAGGGCUCCAGCCCCCCGCGCCCCGCACCGCUGUCCGCAGGGCCCAGCCUCCCGCACCCAGACGCCUGCAGCUCCUUGGCGCCGCCCGCGCUGCGCUGUGCCCCGUGCUCGGCGCACACGCACACGCACCUGGUGAGGCCCCGGGCGGUGGCCGAGGCUCCCUGCUUGGCCCCGGCCUCCGGGGAAAGCUGGCGCCGAAGUUCUGGGGCGCUGUCGGCUGGACCACUUCCCUGGCCGCGGGGCUAUCUGCGAACCAGCCCUGGGCUGGGCUACCAGCACUCCUGA
Octodon degus (degu) is the source of this 729-nucleotide messenger RNA. It is a transcript of the gene Bhlha9, whose product is annotated as basic helix-loop-helix family member a9. The transcript has a single exon. Gene Ontology annotation, molecular function: protein dimerization activity; DNA-binding transcription factor activity, RNA polymerase II-specific; RNA polymerase II transcription regulatory region sequence-specific DNA binding. Bases 1 to 729 code for a protein of 242 amino acids. NCBI's taxonomy places the organism in Eukaryota, Metazoa, Chordata, Mammalia, Rodentia, Octodontidae. The record is from RefSeq and is a predicted model, not a curated record. Gene Ontology annotation, biological process: developmental process; regulation of transcription by RNA polymerase II.